CGCUAAGCGGGCGCAGGUUGAUGCAACCUCAGCACACAUCCCACCCACGACGAAUGAUUCGUUGCCCCUGGCCGAGCUGCGUCAUCAACUCUUCUUUUCAAACCGAGGCUGAGGCCAGUGGUCAUUUGGACACCCAUCAAAAUGCAAUGCUGGAGUCUUGGAAUGGUCCAACCAAAUGUAGCUGGCCCAACUGUUCCUCAACACUUUUCAAGGAGAAACACCUCCUCAAUAGGCACCUCAGAAACAUCCACAUCACUCCUCUCCGUUGCUCCGUUGUCGGAUGCUCUCGCCUCCAGCCGUUUGGCAAGGAAUCCGACCUCAAGCGCCAUGUCAAAGAAAUCCACGAAAACUUGCGCAUCCUUUGCCCUGUUGAGUCUUGCGAAUCAAACUCCAUUGGGUUCGCGAGGAAGUACAAUCUCGACAAGCAUAUGAGAGAGGAGCAUGUCAAUGUCAGGUGCACGCUGAAUCACUGCGGCGCAUCAAUUCUUGAUGGAGAACAGGAGUCACAUAUCAAGGAUGCUCAUGGUGACUACGAAUGCGCUCUCUCGGCUUGUGGAGAUGGUUUGCCCUCCCGUUUCACGAUGGAAGCAGCACGACUUCAUCUUAUCAGCGUGCAUAAGAUGGAUAAAAACACCGCUUACAGUCCAUUUAAUCCCUACUACAGCCUCCGGAAGAAUCACAUUAUUGAUCGAAAGGCUUUUGUGCGUUUUUAUUUGAUAAAGAAGUUCGAAGACUGUCAAGCUUGCUUGGACUCCCUCCCUGGAGCAAAUUAAACUUCCAAGAAUACAACUUCUUCUCGUUCGACCGUAGAUUUUGAUCAUGGGGGUGUUGUCUUGGCCUCUAUUCUUCCAACUUGAACUCUUCCCAGGUGAGAGUUGGGCAGGCGAUGUUAUCGAGGAGUCUUAGGAUUGGCGAGAGCUGGAAGGACGUUCUUUCGAAGUGGCACUGGAUUUUUCUUUCGUUUGGCUUGAGUGAUUUGCGACUAGACGCUUGACAGGGAUAUUGAUCCAGGAUUGGACUUGUGAAGGGCAAAGGACAUUCUUCAAAGCUGCAAUAGAUAUUCAUACAGAAAAUUGUUUUGUCAUGCUCGAC
Hyaloscypha bicolor E is the source of this 1092-nucleotide messenger RNA. RefSeq lists its product as uncharacterized. NCBI's taxonomy places the organism in Eukaryota, Fungi, Ascomycota, Leotiomycetes, Helotiales, Hyaloscyphaceae. Gene Ontology annotation, cellular component: nucleus. Bases 54 to 773 code for a protein of 239 amino acids. The record is from RefSeq and is a predicted model, not a curated record. Gene Ontology annotation, molecular function: RNA polymerase II cis-regulatory region sequence-specific DNA binding; DNA-binding transcription factor activity, RNA polymerase II-specific. Gene Ontology annotation, biological process: regulation of transcription by RNA polymerase II. The transcript has a single exon.